Xyrichtys novacula (pearly razorfish) is the source of this 40095-nucleotide messenger RNA. Lineage: Eukaryota; Metazoa; Chordata; Actinopteri; Labriformes; Labridae. The record is from the annotation of a GenBank genome assembly.
AUGGCAUCUAACAGCCUUUUCAGCACAGUGACACCAUGUCAACAGAACUUCUUCUGGGGUGAGUACUCGCUUUGUGGGUGCUGUUGUGUCUGGAGUUGGGUUGGGGGGGAUCGGGUCACGGGGAGGACUCGGGGUCAGGUGUUGAGGUUUUGGAUUGGGGUAUUAAGAGGGUUUGGGUAAGGGGGUAAGUUUCUUGGAUGGGAUUGAAGGAUUUGGGUCCAGAUGAGUGGAGGGGAUCAGCUGAGGUCAUCGAAGACCCGGCUAUCCAUGUCCAAGCUUUUUGUGGUGGAGGAAAGACCCAACAAUCAUCAAGGCUUUUUGCGGUGCGCGAAGACACACAGAAAAAUAAAAAACCCCUCUGUGCAUUUAGCGAAUCCAGUAUUUACCCGACAUGAUGUUUAUAAAUAUUUCUGAAAGAGGGAGAUGACAUGUUUGUGCAACAUACCCUCAGAUUUACAAAGCGAUGCCAUUGCGGAACCAAAAACAAAAGCAUGGGUGAUAUUUUUGACAAACGUAAACAGACGCUGCACAAGAGAGUUUACAGUCGAGCAUUGAAACAAGAUGUGGGGAUUACCGGAUUGUGAGUGUGUUGGGUGUCUACAUUGUGCAUAAGGAAGAGGUAUUGAUUAGUCUGCCAAGGAAGGUCUGUAAUCACUUCCUGAAAUUGUUCGGUUGCGCUGCUGUCAUUAAUUAAUCGGUGUUGAUUUCUGCAGCCUCGAGGGAGCCUUUAAUCCACUGACAUAAAUCCACUUUGAACAAGAAGUUGCUCCAUGUCAGCUCCCAUUAGAGGAACUGGAAAACCCGAAUGGGGGGGAAUAAAUAAAAACAUAACACAAUCGAUUUACACGGACUUAUUGUUGAGCGCUAAUUCGAUAAAAGAUAAAAUAUAUACUCCUCCUCCAAAGAAUCCCACUACAACAGAUGUAGAUUCAACCUAUUCUUUUUGUUUUUCUAAUGUUUUAUAAUGAGAGUCUGUCUGAUUUGUUUCUGCAAAGUGCAUCUUUAGGCAACAAGACCAGCGAACAGUAGCAGAGUCAACUUUAUGGAUUUCAAUCACCUGUGAAGGCCAACUUUCAUGCUCCAGUUUGCGGCCUCUGUUUUCAGUUUCCUUACACAAACUUAUUUAACCAACAAUAUAAAUAAUCUUUAGUUUUACCAGAUGAGUUUUAUAAUUUAAACAAACAAUUCCUCUCCCGUGCGACAUAAGAAAAAAGACAGGCUGACUUUAAUAGCUGCCUCCCCUCCACCCCCUUCCUCCUCCUCCUCCUCUCCUCGCUCCGGUCCAUAGCUUGCGCUUCUCUGUCCAAAUCAAAUGUUUAAAAGAUGUUUUUAAGAAGUCGCUCCGUGGUCAGAUACAGCUGUUCUGGGCUCGGGCUCCGCACAGAAGCAGGGUGGCUUUCCUAAUGCGCUCUGAAAGCUGGAGAGAGCGCGAGCGUCCUCAACCAAUCACCACCACCUAUUACCACGUUAACCCCUGACCUCUCAGCGUGUCUCUGGGGUCGCAGCGAAAGGAGGAGAGGGGUUGAAGAGAAGAGGAGAGGAGAAGAGCAGCGCUGCGGGGAAAUUGAAAGCAUGCUGUUGUAGACAGAGACAGGCAGAGAGGAGCAGAUGUGUACAGAUGUUCAGGUGGAGUGACUCAGAGAAGAUAAUCGCUGAUAGAUUCUCGUAAAAAGGUAUUUUUGCUCCAUAUAGUGCUGCCGCUCAUUGAAGUCGCUCCUGUUUAUGAUUAUCUGAGCUGUAAAUCUGUCAGUACAACCACAAAAAGUCCCCCCUGACAGCGCAAUGUGAUUUUGCAAGACCACCAGUGAUUUCUGUUGUAUUUAAAAUUCACAACAAAUAAAUGUAGUGUGCUGUAACGUAUCAGAACGGGCAAAAAUCCGGAUUAGGAUUGUAAACAUUUUUGUUUUCUCUGACAAAAGUAGAUCUGAGUUUGAGUGAUGUUGAUGCUGAUGAAUAAGGGUGACUUUUUAGAUUUAAUUUCCUACAUAAAACAUUCAUUUAUUUCCAUAAAUCUUGAUUUGAAGAUAAUUCGUCCUCUCCUGACAACCUCGAUCCGUUCGCAGAACAAAAACUCCGCUCCAGUUUAGCCUCCUUGUUGAUUUUAUGUUUUUUUCUCAAACUUCUCCUGCUCUCCCAUGUUUCUCCUGGAUCGUUUUGUCCGGCGUCAGCCAGUUUUUUCCCUGUGAACACAAGUUACAAAAUAUUGUUGUGUUAGUUAGAAAGCCACAUUACUCCAUCCUCGUCUGUCAGCUUGUAUUUAAGGACAUUUUUAAUUUAGCCUGAGCGUUUCAUCCCCCAGUGAUAAAUUGAGCCGACUUGUGGGAGUGGGCGCUUAUUCUAAAUUGAAAAAAAAAGGGUCUCAUUAAAAUUUGUCUUGGCAUUUACAUCAAGCAGUUUCAUUUAAUUGCCUCAAAUACAUUUUUUUUUAUAACUCCUCCUCAGACUGGCAGAUCAGAUGAGGAUCCGAAUCAACACGAUCAAAAGAGAAAACAGGGCGAUUUGGAUAAAUAUCUGAGGACUCCGGGGCGGAAAAACUUUCCCCAAAAGAAAAUCUCCGACAAUUUGCAGAGGGGAAACCGUAUAUGUAUUCGAGAAAGGCAGCUUCUGUUGCAUAAGUGUUGCUUUAGAUCUAACCACAGGGCCUGCUUCUUGGAGACAUCUUAAAAGUGAACCAGACAUCCCACCCUCCUCCUCCUCCUCCUCCUCCUCCCCCCUACGGCCGAGGAGAGACGUGAAGCCCACUCAUCAAUAGGUAAUUUGAAAGAGCCCGGGGGGGAAAAUGUGAGCGCUUCACUGGCUGCUACUGUGCAGAGAAGACUCUUCCUCUUAACUCCCGGCUCAAAGGAACUCUAUUUAGCGAUGCUUAAUUGUACCUCUGAGGCAAACAUGUUAUUUAAUCCCAGCAGGGUCAUACUGAUGGAGUAAAGCCGUGUUGUGCGAGUGUUUGCGCCCCACGCCAGCUAUUAGGACUUAUUAGCGCUUGAGGUUAACAUAAGUCUGCGUAAUCCUCUGGGUAAUCAUUGGAGGCGCUGUCUUAAUGUGAUCACUGUUUAAUCAAAGGUAGAUUAAUUGGUUUGUGUUUUCUUUCUUAUGCGCUAACAGUGAAAGGUUGCCUGAUUAUAACCUCAAAGAGGCUGUAGGCAGUUAUUAAGGUCCAAAUGAGAGUGUCAUGGGAACGCUAUAACCUGUGAUUUAACGGUCUUGAAAUCUGUCUUUCCCACUCAGUCCCUAAUGUGAAAGAUGAGGGGAAAGUUGUCUGUGUUUUUCUUCUAAUUUGUAGAGGGUCAAAGAGUCUAUUUUUAGCCACGAUUUCUACUUUGAUGCUAAAAGAAAGAAAACUGCUGACUUUUUCCUCAUUUUUCGACGUCUCCUGAACAAUAUCUGCUUCUCCUCCUUCGAGUUGUUGCAAGGAGAAGUUAUUUAAACAUAGCAGAGAAGGGCUUCAGUGCAAGAUUACGUUCACUCCUGUAAUACGCAGACUGCAACAACAAACGGAGUGUUCAGUGCAAAUACUCACAAGGCACCGUGUGUGUAUUAUCCCAUCUUUUAUCCCUUUAUUCAGUAGCUUGGGGGCUAAUUACACUAUUAUGAUAAGGCAACCUGCCAAUUGACUGUGCUUACUGCAGGUUUCUGUCUACUUACAGUGUUGAUAAUAGACUCAAGAACAAUCGCCUUGUAUGUUUAACACUCUGACUGCUACGUCUCUGCUCUCCCCCUCUCAUAAAUCAACGCAAAUGUCUCAUAUCUUCGCGUGUUUACUCUACAAGUACGCCAAAUUGGUGUGUGUUUUUUGGACAGCGCCGCCGACUCGCGCCACAGUAUGCAUAGCUCUGAGUCUCGAACGCGCCAUAAUUACCAGGUAGCUUAAUGCCGUUGCGUUUUGCCAGGCGAAGCUUUUAAUGCAGCGCUGUGCUGCUUUUCACACUUAAACAAGAUCCCUUCAUCCAUUUCGGUUGCAUCAUGCUGGGCGAAUUACCGUUAUCCGAUAUAAGCCCUCAGAGAGGAAGUAACUACCUAACACUUAGAAAAUUGGUCUAUCUUGGAAGCGGUUCACCCUAAUGAAACAGAACACCAGUAUUGUAACCCUGAUUCAUAUACCUCCUUCGCUCUUUUCCUGUCCUCUCCUCUCUCCUCCAUCAUUCACUUGCGUUUCACUUUACUGAUUUAAAGUCAGAAACGUACCACGACAUUGUUUAGCCCUCACUUUUCUCAGUCACGGCGCAUGUUGGGGGGGAAAUAUGGAGUGUUGAGGCUCCUGGAUGUUUGGGUUCAGCCCCGUAACGACGUGAGUGUGAGCGCGGCCACAUCACCUACACAAGGCCUUACCUGUUCUGCCGCCCCCCAACCCUGGAGAAAAGGGCAGGUUUUCCCCCCUUGUUAGUUUAAUCUUAAAGGAAUGCGGUAUCCCCUCUGACUCAGGCCAAACUCCUGAAUACAUAAACCUACUUAGCAGCAGGUCAGGAAAAGAGCAGCACGGGGUUGGACGUGUUAGCCGUAUUUUUAAAAGGCAGGUCUGAUUAUUUAUACGAGGUAACACAAGCUGUAAAUCCCCCUGACAUAAAAGGGCAGAAAGUGCGAGGAGAAGGUGCAAUAAGAUGAGCGAACGAGCUUCAAAGAGUUAAAGUGCGCUGCCACUGUGAUCAAUAGCUUGGCAGCAGUUUAGAGGAGCCGUCUGAGGAGAUAAGUGCUCUUUGUUACAACCUGUUUCAGACGUUUCUCAACAGUCGUGUACGUUUGUCACCAAGAAAACUUGAAAGUUUUGCACAUAGAAACACCUCAAGGUAAUCACAUUUGGGUUUUUAGCUGCUUUGGUGCAGGUAAAGCGGAGUAAACAGGGCGUGCUUGUAGAGCAGUGUUUGUCUGAGUGCGUAAAGGUGUCUGUGACAGGAAGAUCUGUCCGCUUGAUUAAUGCUCUCACUCAAACUGGCACCUGGAACCAAUCCCUCCAGCUCCUGCCGCCCCCAUCUCAUGUGCAUGUGUGUGUGUGCGCAUGCAUUCCUCACUCUGCGCCUUCAGAGGGGCUACGAGUGGGUGUCGAGCAAGGAGGCGCAGAUGGGACCAGAGGACCCGGAGCGGAAGAAAAGAAAGGUGUGUGCAGCAGAGGGAACAAUAGCUCGGACGUACAGUGGAGGGUAUGGGGUGUCAUUAAUAACACACAGGCCCCAUCUCCUAAUUUGCUCAAAUUACCUGCCCACACAUCGGGCCCCCUGCCAGCGCCGAGGUGUGAACACAGCAGAUCAAAUACACCUGAAAAUCAAAGUGCCCACCCACUCGGCGACGCCCACACCGGCCUUUUAUGGUGGUCCGACAGCUCUUGGAGCCUGUGUGAGAGUAAGGGAGAAAAGGGGGUCCAACUUUGCUCUUUUAUGUGAGAGCGAGGGGCAUCAUGCGAGAGAAUUAGAGAGUAAAAGAGAAACAUUAAAAAGGAGGAAGAGGAGAGAAGAGGGAGCGAGACAGAGUCAGAGAUAUGAUACAAAAGGAGGGAUCAGUUUGCACUCUCUAGACCGACUCUUUCAAACCACCUCCCAUAUGGCACCGCGGGGGCGGCAGUUUACCAUCAACCACCCUCCUCUUCUAUCCUUCCCUUCCUUCUUUUCCUUCUCCCUUAUGUCCUCCAUCCCUCCAUCCUUCCCCUCCCACCCACGCUUCCAGGAAGAAGGCGAUGACAAACAUGACAAGGCGGCGAUGCUUUGGUCACCGCAAUAUUCAGAACGGAGUCAUCAGCACAAGCACCACCUGUGACGAACACACAAACACAUGAGCGUGCGUGUGUGUGUUUAGAGUGUGUGUGGACGCUGAAACGAAAUAUGCCCUAGAGACACAAAAGGAACCAGGGGACUGUGUGUAGGUGUGUGCAGUGGGAUGCUAGUCUUUGAACUUUGAUAUUGACAAGUCUCCGGGGAGGAGGAGGAAGCUAAAAAUGUUAGAGCUCAUUUGUGAAGUGGCCUCGAGAAAGAGAGAAAGAGAGAGAGAGAUUAAACUUUGGUGGUACAUCAACCGCUUCUUAAGCACCAAGUAUCCGGACAUUUCAAGUGUUCAUUAAUGUAUUUGUUAUCAAUUAAAACCCUUCCUAUGAGCAUUUGUAUAAUCAGUUUAUGAAUAUUGACAGAGCAGCUGUAAUCAUAUUUAAUAAUACAUAAUUACAGUGUUCAAAUAAGGCAUUAAUGAACUGUUAAUCAUCCUCAUGCGGCUUUAGAUGUUGUAUAAAUGAAAGCCUGUUGAGCCCUGAGGUUCAUUUUUUUGUCUGGGAGCGCUUGAGAACUGGUAAUUCAGUGUUCAGUGUUUGCCAGACUUCUUCCUCUGGUGCGUUUAGCGGCAUCUAAUAGCAUUUGAGCUCCAGUUGUCAUGGAGAGACGUAUCAUUAUUGUGAGUAAUGUGAGGUUAGAUUUAAUGCGAGUGCAGCAAGGCUCAGCUGAACCUGAGUGGAAGGUAGAUAGUAGAAUAACUGUAGUGAUAAAUACGAGUUGUUUGAGAUGGCCUAUGUCUUUACUCGACUCCAAACAGUAAACAUAAAUUAAAGCUCCUGUGAGGAAUUUUCAGUUUGUGUUGAUUUUGGCGCCCUGUGUGGACAAACCAGUAAUAUUACUCUUUACUAAAUUUGUCCUGCACAAGUAAUAGUAGGGGAGGCUAUUGGCAAAGACCUCCCGAUACGAUACGUAUCAUGAUACACGUGUCACGAUACGAUACGAUACGAUACGAUACGAUACGAUACAAUACUGUUGUAUAUUUACAAGGAGGCUAUUGGCAAAGACCUCCCGAUACGAUACGUAUCAUGAUACGAUACGAUACGAUACAAUACAAUACUGUUGUAUAUUUACAAGGACCUCAUGAUGCAAGACGUAUCCCAAUAAAAUAAUAAUAUAUCAGGGUUUUUAACAUUGUUAAUCAGUCAAAAACACAAGUUGCUGUAAACUAGGAUACUGAACCAAGGACAAACUGAGUUGAAACUUUGUUUCAAACAACGAACACCAUUUUAUUUGACUGCGUAAGUGCUCCAUGUUCCUGAACAGUAUGAAGAGUGUGUGGAAAAUGAAGCGCAAAACAAAGUACAUAAUACGGGUUGGAAUCACCAGUGGCCACCCACAUUAAGAUAUUAUCAUGAUACCUGGGCCACGAUACGAUAUUAUUGCGAUUUUUAACAUUUUGCAAUACAGUGAGAAUUGUGAUACAAUUUAUUCGAUCUAUACAACUUUUUUCAACUGUUACGCUAAUUUGGCAUUUGUCUUUCCUUUAUGUUUGUCUUAUUUACACUGUAUUUCAUUUUUAUGUAACACAUCUUGCAAACCUUAUGGGCCAGGUCCAUCUCAUUUGUGCCCUGUUUGCAUUCCUAAUGUCUUUCCCCAGGUGCUGCUUUAUUUGUUGCACUAACUUUCUCCUGCUCUAUGAUUUCACUUCUAUCAACCUCACUGGACAAACAGUUGAUUUUAUCUUUCCAUUAUCAUAGAAUUGAGUUCAUAGUAGAAAUUAAUUUGAAAAAAACUCUAUACUUGAUAAAUGUGACAGUACGAUAUAUCACCAGACAAAAUAUCGCAAUACUAUGCUGUAUUGAUUUUUUUCUCCCACCCCUAGGUAACAGUAGAUUUUUGUUACAUAAAACCUCACCUGUCUGUAAUUUUGACGCUCAAACGUAUCACUCAUAAGGGGUCUUGGCCACCAAAUAUGUCAAAAAAAGGUUGUUUUUUUACCCCCUUUAGCAGCUUUAGACAUUAUGAAUAACAAUACACGGGUAGUAAGUCUGAAUGUUGACAGUCUUGUUUGUUUUUAAAAAUCCUAAAGAGGCAUCAUUUUUAAUUCAGCCUGUUUCAUAACAGAUUAAAAGCUCAUCACAGGGGCUUUAAAGACAUCCUCACAUCUGUUAAAAACCACACCCACCUUUUAUAUUGUUCUCUAAUUGUUGUCAUACUUCUUCAAAUGCCCUAAUGGGGUGAAAUAAAAAGUUACCAGUUAGGUUUUCUAUCCUACAACUUUAUUGCACAUGUUCAAAAGUCUGUAUAACUCUAGCUGUGGGAAAAAAAAGAAAAGUUUUAGCCAUUUCUGCUGGUACAGCACUGUUACAAAACUGCAAAAUCCCCUUACGUUACAUUUCAGCUUGUUUUCAAAGCUCUCUCCUGCGACUGAGGCUGGCAUCUUUGGAGAACUUGUAGCUGCUGUGUUUUUUUCUCGAUCCCUGCGCUGUUCCAGUUUACACAUUGUCAAUCCAAUCACACUGCUCCGACACGCAGCUCUGUGUGAUCAAAGCCUGCACACAUACGUACUGUCUGAUCCUCGCCCGAGCACGCCUUCAGUCUGGAGUUGAAUCCUGUCACUCACUCAGACAGCUGCCCUCUUACAGUCGUCUGUAGUUCAUUUUGUUGUCGCAGUUUAAAGUUUUCCGUCAACUGUUGCGCUCUUCAUUCUAUUUUCUGUCUCUCCCCAAAGGAAAUAGGUCUCUCUCUUUUCUCCUUUUUGGACGGAGACCAAUAACAGGCCUUUUCCACUUCACUUCUCCUCGUGCUGAAUGAGCAAAGGAGGAUCCCAGAGGAGCAGGAAUAUUUUAUUAGAGUGAUAUUUUGAAAGUUCCUCUCCCUUCUCUUGUCUUUCUUCCUCUCUCGUGACGGAAUUUUAGGAUGCUGCAACAUUUCCGAGUCUGUGUGUGCAGGAAAACAGCUCACGCAGAGCAAAGACAAUUCAAAGUUACUGCUAAAUGACAGGCUGCGAGGCUCCGCUCUUUUGAAUCGCAUUGUUUUCUUUUCAUUCCCGCUCGAGAGGAGGAUUGGUGAGAAUAAAAAAGAAAAAGCCCCAAUUGGGACAGAAAGCGAGCAGUUUAGUCUCAGGAGAAUUACACUCGACACAAACAAAAAUAGCAGUCAUUUUCUGCUGACAAACACUUUUUAAUGUGAGGGUGUUUUUGUGUGAAGUUGUUGCUCUUUUUGUUGACUUAUUUAUGACAAAGCUACCAUUUCAGGAGAAAAAGGACUCGUGUAUGUGUAUUGUAGCUUUGUUUUACCAUAGCUUAAAGGUGUGUGAAUACAAUAAGGUCAGAGUUUUCUUGUUUAAUUGGAAGCUCUGGCUCCUUAUAAAAGAAUCCCAUUUGAAAAUAUGCUAAUUUAAGGAGAAGCGUCAACCAAAUGUGCAGUACAACACCCACAGACGACUUUAUCUAUGCCUAUUCUUAAAAAUGUCACUUUCACAUAAAUACUGCAUUACACACACGAUUACACCUACACACACACACACGUACGCUCAGCCAGACAGAUACACACGCCCUUUUCCUGCAGGACCCUGCAGAUGCAGCAGAAACAGUCGAGUUGGUCUCUCUGGUAAACAAACAGUGAGAGGCUGCUGGGAGUCUUCACUGGGCCUCCAAAUUAUAGCCCCGCUUAACCAAAGUCUCAGAGCCAGCCCCUUUACUGCUACACACACAUACACUGAGCGUACACACCCACAUCACAUGCAUACGCACACAUGAGCCGUGCACAUUAAAGGCACCAUAGAGGCACACUUUAAAAGCACAUAUACAAUCAGGUUCUAAUGGGACCUUGUCUGUGCUGCAGUUGAGCCAAGGGUAAAGGAUUUUAUAGACAUAAGAGAGACUGAGAGGGUAGCAGACCCUGAGGGCCGAUCAUAAAUAUUACCCAAUCAUCAAGCUCACAGUGUGAGGCAAUUACUGAUGAAAAAGAAUCUGUGGCAAUGUAAACACAGCUUUAAUGUUUACAGCCUUUAACCCUGUAUACACACACACACGUACCAGGACUUGAAGGUUUCUUCUCUGUGCUGGUAGGGAGCUGGUUUUCUGCGCCUGAUGCUUCAGGGAGCUUUGUGAAAGUGCUUGUGGUUUUGAAAAGUGUUUUAUUUUGAAGGGAAAAACUGCUUAAAGAGCACUAGUGUGGUGGAGUACACUACUUUAGCAAGAAGAGGCUGGAUUGUUAAAGAGCGCCUUUAAUUGUCAGUAAAUGAGUUCUGCAACUACUGGGGACACUUUUCAGUCUCCGGAGGACUCCAGAACAUACCAGAGUGAUCUAUGACGCCAUUAAAUCCAGUUAAAACAUUUAAGGCGAUCAGCUCUCGCGAAAUUAUUCGCUGUAAAUCUCGUGCUUCCAGAGUGACACUGUAUUCCAAGCGGACGAUUUAAUUGUCAGCCAGAGACCACAUCCCAACAAACCCUUUGCCAGAGAGGUUUUAUAUGUGCGUGAUGCUAAAAUUCUCAGCUUAGCUAUCAUGCAACACCACAGAGUAGAUUGUGUUUGAAGGACAGCGUUUCACAACAUGACUUAUGUUCCCCGUGGGACCCAGCAGUCGAGGAGUCUCCCCCGAUCAGGACUCCACUCAGGCGCUAUAAAUCUGGCGACAUCCGAGGCUUAGCGAGAGGCAGAGAAGACGUGACUUAAAAAGAAAGGGCCCUGUCCUGGAAUAACAGGAGAAUUCUGAGUAAAAAUGUGGGAAAAGACAAGGUCACAGGUCGCACAAUCAGACAAUAGGCGUUUAUCUUCUGUGAAAUCGUGUUUUCCCAAAAAUGCUCAUGUUCCUUUGAGUGAACUCUCUUUUCCAAAGAUGACUGGAAGUGAUUUUGUCAGAGGACAUCUCAGGCUGGAAGCUCUGAAAGUAAACUCCUUCUAACCUCCUUUUUUUUAUCCGCCUUUACACCCCCACCUUGUUGUGAGUCAUCCCUGACCAGUAGCCUAAUAGUCCCCGUCUAAUUACAGGCUAGACUUUGCAGCAAAAGCCCAUCUGAGUGUGCUGCAUCAGCGGUGACACUCUGCUUGAUCUGUUAACUCAUUCAGCGCACACAGCAUCAGAUGCACCAAAUAAGGCCUUGAAAUUUACACAAACCGAGACUUCCUAAGAGACAUUUGAAGUCUAAAUGGUUUGGAAUUGUAUGGCUCCAGGUUGCAGAGUUCAGGCCCAGGGUUUUGGAGCGGCUCCGAGCUGGACUCAGAUCAGGAAGAGAUCAGGAAAGAGAGAUCCAAACCCUCGGAAGUUGAGCCCUGCUCCACCGUGAGCGCCCAGUGCUGCGGCUGCACGCUGUUCCUGUCCACUGCUGUUAAUUUUUUUUUGAUUUCCUGUUUAUCUGAUUGGCUGUUGGGCCGGUACAGGGCAUGCUGACUGACUGAAUGACAGAUUUGACACUGAUUGCCCCCUAGAAGCAGCGGCAAAGAAAUGCCAUGAGUCCACUGGAGGGUUUACAAUAAAGCUUCACUUUCCGUCAGAAAAAUUCAUCAUACAUGAUCCGUGUGGGUAUCCAAAAGAAACAAAUAGUACAUUUAAUAUAUUUUAAUGCUCCAAGAGAGAAAUAUAUAUGGUACAUUUCAAGGUGUGGGUUCACAGAGUCCAUGUUUAUGUCUGCGUUCAAUUGAGCAUCCAUAACAGACUUUUCUCCCUUUUUCUUCUUUUUUACAUUUGAACCCAAUUCACCUGGAUAUUCCUCCGCCCGCCUCCGUCCACAUCCAUAAAAUCUCACCUCCUGUCUCCUUCCUUUCCCUUUUCUGUCUCCAGCCGCUGUCUAUCCCUCCUAACCUCCCUCCAGUCUCCAAACAGGAGCAGUGGAAACGGGCGAGUGAUAGCCAAUAGCCCCCCUCCUGCGAGUACUCGUCUGGGCCGCUGCCCUGUUUUGCAUCUCGCCGUGUAGUCCCUCUAUCUGUUUCGCCAGUUCCCUCUCCACCUCACAUAAAUCACUGAUGAUCUUACGACACGGACAGAGAGAACAGAGAGAAAUCUCCCCCUAUAAAUCUGGUAUUAGUUUUUUACCUCGCAUAAUGAACACGGGGGCUAAACGGCCCCGGAUACAUGAGAACAGCAUGUCUUGCAGAUGUACUAUAAAUAUUUUGAUACUAGCCGGCUAGUUUGCAGAGGGGAAGUAGACCGGUGAAAUACACAGAGGAAGGGAAAAGUGUAAAGUGGAAUGUUGGCCUAGCCUGGGUGUCUGUAUUGUCUUUAGCACCUACAGAGGGUCUCGGUCCAAGAAAAACGCUCUUUACAGGGUUCCUGUUCCCAGCCGUGGUCCCGGUACCACUCCUGGAUACGCUGCGUUUCCUUUAAGCAAAUCCUUCAAACUGGUCUCUGAGGAGGAGGGGGGGGGGGGCUCGUUGUUUGAUUAAUAGCACGAUCGGACCUGAUUGAGUGAUAGAUGGUUUGAAGGGAAAACCAGCACGCCUUUGGGGGACACUCCAGGACGAGCGAGUCUGGGAAAGACGGCUCGCCUGAGGGUUUGACGGGUGGAACGGCUAAGUUGAAGCGAAGGGCUAAUAAUAGAAGAGCUAAUGACACAAAAACUGCGCGGAGAGGGGAAGCCAAGAACGCCUGAUGACUUUAGAGAUAUUUGGUUGCAGAUUUGCAUGGACAAACUUGAACGUACACAUCUGCCUGUGGAAAAACCGAACUCCCCUACUUUUUUUUUUGGCGUGUUUCUGGCGCCAACCCCGGGCACUGUCACCCUACCCCAUCAAAGAACCACACACACACACUCAGAAAAACCCUACAAAUACACAGUUACGCAUGCUGUGACAGCAGGUGGUGUGUGACACGUCAACAUCUGAAGGCUCUCUGGCACACGCAGAAAGAGUUCUCAGCUCCGUUCCCCCCACGGCUCAGAUCUAUCAUUGGGUCUCUUUAAUGGCAGCCUUCGUCACAUAUUACUGCUUUAUUUUCUCCUCUCCAUCUCCCUGCCCACAGAAGUUCCUUUUUUGUUCCUAUUUUUAAGUACAAGUGAUCUCAAUUAGGGACCUCCAUGAAGGCGGUAGGCGGCAGACAGUCAGAGCAAUAAGAGCAGAGAGGAAAUUGUCUUUAUACCCCCUCCUCCUCCUCCUCCUCCUUCUCUCCCUCCUUCUCUACCCUCCUGCCACAAGCGUCGAGCAGCCCCCUCCAUGUCUCCUCCAUCUCUUUCCAUGCUGCUCUGUGCCAUUUCAAAAACAGAGAAAAAUAUGAAAGAAAACUCAUGCAUCUCUGUUUCUUGUGCAGAAACAUAUACGCUAAACUCUAAAGGCACGGUCGCCUGAAAGGCCAAUACAAACUUGGAUUACGCUCAAUGAAAAUGGUCGCCGGGUAAUACGCGCGCGCACCGCAAAACGUGCCGUCCUUAUCCUAACAGUUCACAGUGAUGUCAAGGGCUCGGUGACAAACAGUCAUUAAGGGCUUAGCUGUGAUCUAGGAUCAGUGCGUGGAUGUGAGGUUGCGUCGAUGAGGUCACGAGGAGUAAAGUUUCUCCUGUCGUCAUCCUCCCUCUCUGCCGGUUAGCUUGUUCAGUAAUUAUCUGCCAUGUUGGCCGGCUACCAGCCCCGACUCUAACUAGCUGACCGUCAGGCUAGUUUUGCGGCUUCUCUCUGCUCUCCUGGUCGGCUCGCUUGAUUGGCUGGUAGACUGGAUCUUUGGCUCCGUCGCUCCCCGAGCCUGGUGGGCUCGCUGAUUGGUUAGCUGGCAGCGCCGGUCGGCUGGUGGUCUGCCAAACAUGGAAACAUCCCGUUAGAGCUGAAACAGCCUGGGCCUCGUCACAGCGCUCCUCUACAAGGCUAUAAUUAAGCGUCUUGAAAAAUGCAGCACUGUGAAAUGUAGCCUUAAUCCUGCGUCUAAAGUGGCUGUACUUUUCCUCUUGAAUGAUGAGAGUGUUUGCUUUCGAAAAGGGAGAAAAGAGCAGCAUCUCUCUCUUAUUUUCAUGAUUUAUCUCCGCGAAGGAGUCCAGUAUAUGGUUAUCUUCAAAAGAGAUGUAAACGUGCUAACGCUGACUUUUGCACCUGGCUGUUGUUGCAGGUUUUAGCAUAAACACUUAGCUUUUAUACGUCCUGUAAUCCAUCUUAACGAGGUGUUAAUAACACGGAUAGAUGGGUCCCUAAAUGUGUGCUUGAGAUGUAAUGACGUUGACAGUUAUAAAAAGACGAGAACAACUCUUUCGAAAACAUGUGCGCUCACAUAUUAGCGGUUCGCACAGCCUUUGUCGUCCCAAGUGGGACCGAGAACAGAAACUUUUAUUACAGGCUUGAUAUCUCGACAGGAAAAUUAGUCAAAGAGUUGUCAGCUGAGUUUGAUUUCCAUUGGAGACAAAUAAUUGAAACUGAGCAGCAGAAAUACAAUAUUACCAUAAAUCAUAAAACGCACAUCCUUCUCACUGUGGUAUAUUGUGGUUCUUCGCUGUUAGAGACUUCGCCUACUGUGCAGUGACUCCAAGCCAGUGUAACACAGUAGAUGAAUAAUACCAGAGCUGAGGGAGGCGAUCCAGCUGUGCACCAGGCGAGCAGCCGCCGCACUGAACCAGCAGCUUUAUGCUCCAUUCAUUACUUCACAACAAAAGCGAGCGGGAUAGGUCAGAUUUUGCAAAAGUCCAACAGCGCGUGAAAGUUCCAGCGAUCGCUUUAAAUCAAAGGUUGAUUUUUUGACGGGGUUUAAUCCAGGACACUCAAGCGGGGGGAAGUGGUAUUUUUCGAUUGAACUGCGUAUUCUGGCACAUUAACGCCUUCUCUGGUGUCUCCCUUCACAUCAAACGAUAGAUCACAAACUCAGAGGUCGUCCUCUACUGUACCUCUGACUGACAGAGAGCCAGACAGCAGCAGCAGCAGGCCGCGCGUAGUACUGUGCGUGAAUGCGGGCGUAUCCUGUUGGGAGCUGGAAGACAGAUGCUGGACGUGCAGCAGGGAGGCAAAGCGGAGUCAGAUGGGACAAACACUCUUUGAUGAGCUGAGUUGUCGGGGUUUUUGUCACGACUACACUUGGAUGAGGAGCUGAGGGGGGGUGCGCUUUGAGGCCUCGAAUCAGGCUGAGGGAAUCAUCAGACUCUUCCUGCCUGUUUCCUCUCACGGGCCACUGAGUGCAGAGAGUCUGAAUUUGAGACUGUUUUACACACACACACACACACAAAAAAGAAAAACUGGUUCUCAAAAUUAAAUUCCAGCUCCAAUUUCUUUCAAAAUAAUGUAGAACACAUAUGCGUUUAAAAUAAUUAGCCUGAUUAAAUUGAUGGACUGAAAUGGACUCAGAGGUUGUUAUUAUUUCAGCCGUAACAUUUCCUAAAUUAAAUUCCUCUACAACAUUAAGGAUGUUUUCCACAUUACAGCAAAUGUAUUCAGCGGUGAAAAGGCGAUAUUAUCGGAGCUGAAACUUAACUCUGUUGGAAUAACCAGCUCCACGGUCCUUGCAAGGCCAUGUUUAUCACUAUUACAGAUUUAAUUACUACUAUUCACAUUUAUCCAUCCAUGGAUUGUUAGUUGAUCUUUGAGAAAGUUGGACAAUGUGAACCAUAUUUCUGCUGUUUGGGGCACACGGAGGGGAAGUGUAACUCAAUCACUCUUUUUUUUUUUUUUUCUCCUCCUCCUCCUCCCUGUCCACAUGACGAGGUGCCAGAUGCGUGUCAGUGCUUUUAGACUUUAUAUAUAUCCCUCCCACAUCCUCACACACUCACUCAAACACACAGAGACAAGCACUAACAGACAUGUACUCAUGUGCACACCCAUGUACCUUUUAUACUUAUGAAACACAAGAGCUCAGGUUAUUUUAAGUCACUUUUAGGCUUAACUUCUUUAUUUUCUUGACACAGAAAUCUUUUUGUGAAAUGCACAUGACCAUAUCCGAGUUUAUGGCAUAAAAACAAGUUGCGAAAAAACCCCUACAGGACCCAAAUAACCUGACAGCUGUGCCUCCCAGUAGUCUUUUUUUUUUAUUUAUUUAGAAACAGGCCAGAAGUAUCAAAGGCCUUUGUCUUGAAGUCCCGCUGCAAUAAAAGCAUGUUUGGGAGCGACGGAAAAGGAACACAGAGUGGCUGCUGUGUGAUGUGGCACUCAAAAACAGACUCAUUGAAAGACUGAUGGGUAAUCAGGGUGGAGGGGCGGAGGGGUGGAAGGGUGGGCGAUGAGAGCCGGCUGAGAUAUGGAGUCUGUCAGAGGGUGGAUGAUGCCCUCUACAGUAGACACAGGAGGGGUAGUCGACACAUGCAGGCCUGUGCACACUCAAGUAAAUGCAGCAUCCACAAAUACAAAUCUCACAUUUCUGUGAGAUUAAAACAUAAAAAAUUUAAUUUGAAGAAGUUUAUACUUUUACGGUUGUAAGAUGUUGAAUUUUGAAUUCCUGUCUGGGGAAAUAUGUAGGCAAGUUUAGAUUCUCCUUUUUAUUCUGUGUGGUGUAAAAUAAAUCUGAACCAUUUAAAAAUAAUACAACCUCACACCGUGUAAGAAAAAUAUUAUAAUAAAAAGUGCAUUUAAUAUUUUGUACAAUUUUGCACUGAAUCUGAGGUUUCCAACAUGAACAUGUUAAACUUUAAUUUUGCAUGCUCUGGAGUGACGUUUAAUGGAUUAAUGUUGUUUAAAAUUGGGUUUAUUUUGUUUUAUUUGAUAGAAGAAAGGCCACUUGACGCAUUAUAUACAAUGUGAGGCUGUUUUAACAUAAAAAUGACAUUGAAUUAAAUAAGCUCAUAAGUCUCUUAAUGAAAAAUAUGGUCUGCAAAGUUAUCAAAUACAAAAUGUGAUGGAGUAACAGUAUGUUCAAGUAAUACAGUGGCAUGUCUGAUACCUCAUAUUUAUCCCUGCAUGCAGUGCUUUGUUGCUCUCCUGUGGUUGUGCGUAAUUACGCAUAGUCCAAAAAAGAGAGAGUUGUCCUGAGGCAUUGUUAUGUUUAAUACAAAUGAGGAGUCUGUUGCCAUGUGAUCGUUUUACAAGCUGCGUGAUCCUUCAAAGAUUUGAUUUUAUAUAACAGGCGUUUUCAGAAAAUACUGCCUACAGCCCACAAGUAGCGGCCACAUGUGUGGUGGGUUAUAAAGUAAAGCCGGUGUAAAGUAGAAUACCUGUACACCUGCACAACAGCUCUCCCCUGCGACCGAGUGAAACUCUACUCCAGCGCCUCUACCUGACUCACCGCUCUCCGGUGACUCACUCACUCCUCUCUACCUUAUGGACUGUAAGCUCACUUCUCACCCAGGGCUCGGCUCUCUGAACGCUCUCCAAGACGCGCACAUUGUCAGGACAUAGUGGUAACACAACGCGGACUGACGGACGGAUGGAGUUACCGGCUGGACAUGAGCGUCCCGGGCAGAGUUAGAAACGCGUGGAGGGUCCAGGGGGAAGCGGUGACAUGUUGGUAUGUACAGCGGGACGAGGAGAAAGAGCGUUAAACAUAACCCCCCUCAUGUGAGUUUCACGAAAGGUAUAGACCUGACACGGAGACCUGUCCGCUUGUCUAUACAGGCGUGAUAGAUUAUGGCAGAGGGAAUGGAUCUGACUCCAGACACCACGUGUUGGAGUCGCAUCAGCGCAAUAAUUGCUGGGCGCUCGAGCUAUAUAAACCACAAAAAGCCUGCGCACGGGAAACCCCGACCUCCAAACACUAACCACAUUUACGGCUACAAAAACGGGACUCUAUUUUGCGCCUCCUUCAUCUCACCGGCGAUUAUUUUUUCCCCCCUCGACUCCAUCAACCUUUUUUAACCCUAAAUACAAAAACCCACGGCACGACUUUUGGGAGGCUUUACGGAAAAAACUUGUUGAGUUUUCAGGCGUCUGAGGGUUAUAAAUAGCUCUAUUAAGUAUUGUUAAAGCGUAUUUCUUUGACUUUGAAAAGUUUUUGUGUGUGUACAUAGCCUGCGGGCUUUCAGAAAGCCUUUCAGUUUUGGCACAAAGACUUCAAUGACGCACCUGGAGCAGCGCUUUGACUCCUCACUAAAAAGGAAGACCAGACAAAAACUUUUUUGAGCAUCUGGGUCGGCUGUUCCAGUUUAGACCUGCUUUUUUUGUAAUCGUAUAGCCUGUUACGCGCUCGGACAUUUAUUUCAUGUUAUUUUUAUCCGCACAUGAGCAACUACGCCUGCGUUAUGGCGCAUGGACGCUUCCCCAGAGAAGCUUGAAAAAAAGAGCUUGUCAUUUAAAACAUCAUCAAGUUUUCAGAGGGUUGUUUUUCUUGCCGGGGAAGUAUAUUUUAUUUCGUUUGAAGGCGCCCACUAAAAGUUUGUAGUGGAGAGGGUUUUGAAACGCGGUGUGCGCUUCGAGAAGUCCCAUUUUCCAUUGGCAGCCGCGCUGAGGUUCAAGCGAAGCAGCGCCGCACACUGCGAGUUUUCUCAGAGAGAGAAGGAAAGAGCAGAGAGAGAGGAGCUGGAGGAGAGACUUUGGUGCCUUUUCUGAUAAUCCACGCUGUUGUGAUGCGAAUUCCCGUAGAUCCCAGCGCCAGUCGGAGGUUCAGUCCGCCGUCCAACAGCCUCCAGCCCGUCCCAGGGAAGAUGAACGAUGUGAGCUCUCCAACCGGGCAGCCGGACGCAGCGGCGGCCGUGCCAAGACUGCGUCCCCACGAAAACCGCAGCAUGGCCGAGAUCAUCGCGGACCACCCGGCCGAGCUGGUGAGGACCGACAGCCCCAACUUUCUGUGCUCGGUCCUGCCCUCCCACUGGCGGUGCAACAAGACUCUGCCUGUCGCCUUUAAGGUGAGUCCCGUCUAUGUCCUGAUAUGCUGAGUGAGAGACAGCAGACAGAGUCGGUGUUCAGUCAGUGUAACUUAAAAACAAAAACACAAAACCAAGCCAAAUGUAGACUUUUUGAAACAGCAGAUUAUAAACGCUUUUAAUGUGUGAAAACAGGAGGUUCCUUUUUGGAAAAAUAUACUGCUGUGAGUUUGUGGUUUUUAUUUUUUUCAUGUUUUUCACUUCCACUAAUCCUCACAUAGAUUCAGCCUGCUGUCUCAACUCUAUGUUAUCAAAUUUUAUUUAAAUUUAUUCACAAAUGUAGUUGAAUUUAACAGCUUUAAAAACCUUCUUCUGUUUGUUGUUACUUAAUCAAAAAUAUUUUAAAAAUGUAUUUCAAAAUAAAACACCAUGCCAUGAGAUGACAUGGUGUUACAAGGGCCUCAAACUGUGUGCCAGAUUUAAAAGGACCAGCCUGAAGGAAUCACAUUAAGAUUAUUUUUUUAAAGAUUCUAUAAACAAACAAAAACUGUGUUUGAAUUACUAACAUUAUUCGACAUUGUAAAUUCUGAUAUUCAUUAGUGGUAUCUAAAGAAAACUCCCCACUCACUUUGUGAAUAUUUCCACAAUAAAAGCAUUCUUUCCACGCUCAUUAAUUACAGUUUUGUGUAAGCAGAAAUUAUUGACAUAUGUGGCGUAUUUAUACAAACAAAGAAAACUCGCAUGUUAAAUUGCUGUUAUAAAACACUGUGGUGUAUAGCCUCGACUUUUUUGUUGCUUCGACUUAAAUUGAUUAAAGCUUCAAUUUUUUGAGUUUUGCUUAAAAAACAGAGGACAGGAAAAACUCCAGACAUCAAAAAAAGCAAAUAAAAAAAAAAAGACUAAUGACAUUGUAGGCCUCUGAGCGUCUCUGAAGCCCUGACACUGUUCUGCUCCCAUGAUAAUUCACAGGAAAGGCCCUAUUAAUUACUUGACAGAUUUGAUUCAAAGGACGGAUCAAAGAAACACCAAAGUGGAAAUUUGCGGCUUAAGCUCUGGCUCCAAAUCAAAUGUGACACAUUUUAAAAUAUAUGUGUUAUUUAACCAUUCUUAUUACUACGGCUCUGUAAUUAUCGCAGCUCUGUAGGCCCGCUCAUGCUCUUUUAUCGUCAUCCAGGGAUCUAAAUGAUAACACAAGGCCCUCGCUGCCUUUGUUUUUAAUGACAAAGUGGAACUGAAUUAAGACUCAUAUGUCAACAGGAUUUUAAGGAGGAUGGUAUGAUGUUAAACAAGCCUGUUAUGUAAGCUGCAUUUAUUAUUUUUCCACUGAAAUUAGAAAUUAUCCAAGAUUAGAUGUCACUCAGCUUUUGGCUUCAAAACUAAAAGAAUUCUUUUCCUGAAUUUUUUUCCCAUAACCUUUUUUUUUCUUUUUUCUUUUAUUAGAAACAGAGGAAUACAAAAUGUGGCAGAAUGUCAUAGAUUUAAGUUUUUCUUUUUUUGUUUUUCACGCAGAGCUUUGUUCAUCACAUUUCUGACCUUUACACCCCCUCCCCCCCAAUAGGUGGUUGCCCUGGGAGACAUACCUGAUGGUACAGUCGUCACAGUCAUGGCGGGCAACGACGAGAACUACUCGGCCGAGCUGCGGAACGCCUCAGGUGUGAUGAAGAACCAGGUGGCGCGUUUCAACGACCUGCGCUUCGUGGGCCGUAGUGGUCGAGGUGAGACACGAGGCUGCGUUCACUGCAGGCUGCUAUAAGUCAGCGGGAGCUCUGAGGUUCAGUGGUGUGGAUUAGUGGUCAAACUCCCCUCAUUGCAACCACAUAAUGAUCUCCAACUCUGAGCUCAAAUCCCACUGCCAGUCUCCUCAAAGCUGAGGGUUGAAUGAAGUUGCGCUGCGCCUGAAAAAGCCUUGAUUAAGGUAGAAAAGAAAGUCUCAUGGACUUUCAAAGAUUUAGACAAAGAGAAGAAACAAAACAAGUCCUUUGUUUUUCUUUUCUUUCCUUAAGAUUCACCUGACAUGACCUUGCUCGGUUCAGCCUUAUUUACUUGAUGGGUGGUGCUGCAGCCUCGCUGCUGAUCACUCUGCACACAUCCUCAGGCUGUCAGGCAACGAGGCAGAGGCGCCCUCCUAUUGGGUCAAAAAGCAUUCCCAGAAUAUUUGGCAUGGCCAUGCGCGAGUCUUUGCAUCAUUAACUGCCUUGUCACUAAGGCGUCUUAUUUACGAUUAGAGAUUUGGCACCAAGGAUGUGCUCUCACCCUCUCCAAGUUCACUGGAAAUAUUCCCUUUGACACUUUUAUUUUCUACAAGCCUCGCACACAGCGGUCGCCCUGCGAUAAGUUGAUGGUGAUGAGCGCUGUCAGCACAUCUAUCAGUGACUUUUCCUCCUAGUUUCCUUCUGUCAAAACGAGGAGGAAGUAGAAGCAAGUAAGGAUGGAGCUGUAAAGAGAGCAAUGGAGGUACGGUGGCCAGGCUUGUCUUCGCAGAGAUCUUGCGUGAGUCCCUCUGCUGUGACACAGAAUCUAGUCACAGGAAGUGACAUAGGAGCCCUAGGAGAUCAGUGUCUGAAAUCUACACCAGGCAGUGACAGAGAUAAGUACAAGCAGAGCGAACUGAUAGGAUGUUAGAUAGCUAACAGCCGUGCACACAGAAAACCUCUGAGAUGGACCAGGAUUGAUAGCUGAGGGCUGAAACUGUGCCAGCAUGCAGAGGGUGGCAGGGGCAGGUGAUUUAGAGAGCAACCGGACACCUUUGAUGGCAUCAUUAGAGUUAAUAUUAUAGUAGUACACAGGGUUGACUCGACAGCGAGCCCGAAUUAGAAGCAGGGAGGUGACGCCGUGGCGUUAUCACAGAUCACUAGCUCUGCUUCACCCGCAUGCACCUCAAAUCAGGUAUGUGGAACACCUGUUGCAUCUGUGAUCUGUUAUCUCCCCUGAUCAUCGCAUCACUUCCCUGAAAGGCUUGUUUACACUGAGCAGGAGUUUGUAGAAAAGAGGACAUACACGGGUCGCUGUCUGCUUCUAUGGACAGCUGCCACAGCAACCUGCCCCCCACCUUCCUGUUUCCUUUGUGUAGCCAUGGCGACACGACGCAUCUGCAUACCUCAGUCUUUAGUGCUGCUGCUGACUUGGCUGUUGCACUCUGAUUCAUAGUGUUCUUCACUCACACACACACACGCACACACAUAAACCCCAAGGCAGCAACUGCUGGGGAUUAUCGAGAAAGGAAGUGACUAUUAAAAUGCCUCUCGCCCACUCACACUGCGUUAGACGGGGGAGAAAGUCUGGAUAACAAGACACUGGCUCCUCCAGUCAAUCUCCCAUUUAGACUCUGCCAAAGAACCUAAAUAGACCCACUGAAAGAGGCGAUCAUGUCUGUCGUUAAUCCUAGUUUGCAUUGGCCAUUAUGUGAUCACAACCACACUUGUGACUAGGGGAUGGUUUAGCGAUGAAUGCAUGUCAUUGUCCCUGAGACUGGUGUGUCAUUUGAUGUUGUUUGAUGUCAUCACAGGCAAGAGCUUCACGCUGACAAUCACAGUAUUCACCAACCCACCACAAGUGGCCACUUACCACCGAGCCAUAAAGGUCACCGUGGACGGACCGCGUGAGCCCAGGAGUGAGUACAAAGACAUGCACAUAUAGCACGGCACAGGAGUUUGCUUGCACGCAUAAUAACUGCAUGAGUUUGCAUUUGAGGUGGUGAGACAGCUGUUUUUAAACUUCUUUAAAAAGUUUGAAAUAUUCUUUUAAAAAUGUAGAAAUUAUUUAAAAGUGAUUGAAAUUGACGCAGCAGAGGCAAAAAUAUCCUGAUUUUUAAUAUUGAAGUGAUUUAUAAACAGUAGAUCCUACAAUUCCCAUCAUGCAGCGCAAUGCAGUUUUUGCAUUUGAGCUUUAUGCCUUUAUUUAAUAGGCCUUCAAUUAAAGUCUGAAGCCAUCAACUGUGUAAAACAUGAACAUAGCCUCAUUGUUAUCACCCAUUAGUUCGUAAAUGCUAACUCAUCCUAACUUUUAGUCGACUUUCCCCGAAUUUCCACCGCAACCUGAACGGCUCAGAUCCAGAAGGGUUGUGAUUUUCGCUGUCUUCCAAUUCCUACCAGAUCCGUUUGUGAGGCGAAUUUUAUAGCAGAUUACGGACAUCGGUAAUUGCAAGAACUCACAAGAACCCGCGGAUUCACGUGCAAUUACGCGAUAAUUAGUUGUCUCUAUAUAGGCUCCACAUAGGCUAACCAUUUAAGCAGUAGACUGUGUCCUUCCAGAGGAGGAAAUCUACUUCUAGACUUCUAGAAUCAGCAUCCUCUCAUCCAUGGUGUCAUCGGGGUGAAAAGCUGUCUAUAAACCUUUCACUUGUUCACAUGGUGUGAAACAUGAUCGGACUGAAACACGGAGCGUUUUAUUUUGAAAGAAGCCAGAUAUUUUAUUUUGUGUCUGUGUCCGACUUCCUUUCCAGCACGGGUUAAUCUGUGCUGAAUUUAUCCGGCAUUAUCCGGCGUCCUUAAAAAAAUAGAACUCUUUGAGAUCAGCUGCGGAGUCUGGCGAUCCACAGCAGAACGGAAAGAAGCCGGUGGAAAUUGACACAAUAACUUGAGUGGUUAUAGCUACAAUCGGCGGAUAUGGCCUUUUCCUAGCCGUUCUGAAAGCGGUGGAAAUUGGGGGCCAGUGGCACCACCCAUUAGUUCCUAAAUGCUAACUUAUCCUAAUGUCGACUUAAAGGAGGAAGAGGAGGAGUAGACACAAGCCAUAAUAAUAACAAUAAUAAAACAAAUGAGUUCGAUAACAUUCACUCCCAUUUAAAUGUGUUAUUUUAUUAUUUUUUGUAUAAACUCCGGCUUUUUGUAUGGAAGUGUGUUUGUUGCCAACCUCCUGUGGACACUCAGGGAAUUGCAGCAUUAAAUUCUUCCAAACUUGAUUUCUUAGGGCCAGAGUUCGCAGCGUCUCUCACGCCUAAGUUUAGAUAACCCUACUUGACAACAUUACUUCAUAACAAAAGAAUCGGUACAACACGAACUGUUUUACAAGCAGAGAAACGCUCCUAGAGAUUGUUAAUUAAACGUAAAAUAAGGGUGAGUGCCCCUUUAACAAUCCGUGGGUGUGGCUAAAUGUGCAGCCAGUCAGUGGCAGCAGAUGCCAAGCUAAAAUAGCACAGGGGAUGUAAAAUAGAUUAGAUUAGAUGCAAGAAGUGUACUGGCAAAAAAAAAAAAAAUUGGUGGUUGUUUCAAAAGCAAUCAACAGGUUUUUAAUCAAGUGGGCCUCUCAGAAUGAGUCUCAGCACCCCAUGUGACGGUCUGAAAGAAAGAGAGGAAAUAAAAAGAGAGGCAGCGUAUUCCUGAGAGGGUACACUGGGUAGCAGAAUGCUAGCAUCAGCUCCUUUUAAUGGGCCAUAUAAAAACAACUGAGGAGGAAAAAAACUUUACUAUAGCUGUCUGUGCCAACUGGUCUGGCAUGCAGCUGUUUCCCCAACCCUCCUCCCUAUUCAUAAAAAAAAAACAUAUUCUCAUCUCAUGGCGUCUCAUUGAACAAUAUCACAUCACAAACAACCCACUCGCCGCCUGCGUCGCCACAUAUGGCACCAGGACGCUCGGAGACACAGCGGAGCCGGGAGACAGUAGGAUUAACACUAGCAUCAGUCUCCAUUGUAGGAAACCUGCCAGGGUGCCAGAAAAGGGAUCAGAAAGUCGACAUUGAGCGUUCAUCAUCAUCACACACAACGAAACAAAGGCACAUGCUGGUCGUCAUGUGCACAUGCACUCAUAAUCACACCCUCUGUUUCCCCCUUCCUCUCUCCUCUCCUCACACUCGGGCCUUUUUUUCGUUUGAUCAAAAGCAUUUCCUGUGCAUCUGCUGUCCCCCGUCAGAUGACUUUCAAACAAGUCCUGUUAGUCGGUGGUGAGCAGAUGGGAGUCAGGGUGAAAUUUUGUUUAGAAAAGACCCAGCUUGAUCUCAACAAAGUUACAGACAGAGAGUUGAAAGCCUUCCUGGAAGUUAUGUGAGGAGAGAUUGAGUCAAUAAACCAAAGACAGGCUGCACUACCUGACAUCAGGUGAGGGAUUCUCGCACUUUCAUCCGUUACUCUCCUCUGUGUCUCAGACCAAUUUGUGGUCAGAAACACAUCUUUUAGAGUUAAACCUGCAUGUUCUACCUUCAGUCUCAGGACAGUAAUUUAAGCAAUAAAGAGUAUGUCAUCAUACCUAACCCCUGAACUUCUUUACUUUGCUGUUAAGUGGUCAGAAUUGCAGCACCGGUGUAAUUUACCCAGAAACUACAGCCAGAACACGUCUCCCUCUCAGGGGUCAUUAAGCUGAGGUCGGAGGGUGGCAAAACACACAUGUGCCCUCUCAACCGCUCCUCCCCUCCUCCUGGUUUUUUCAGCACUGAGAGACUCGGCGCUGAGAGCCUCGGCUGUCUCCAAAGCUGUGAUUCUAUCUGUGAACGCUUCAUUGACACAUGGGGGGGCCAUUACAGCUCUAUUUUGUGUUAAACGAGUGGGUAAUUAGGGGGCCUGUGCUGCUCUGGGCCCCUACUGGGAGGGGUCCAUACUGAGACACAUGGAGAAAGAACAGUGAGCUGUGUUGAGCCUGACAUACACUGGCACUCUGUGGGCCCUGUCUUUUGUGGAGAGUUGUUGUUUUUAGGGAGGAAAAAAUAACGCUGACAAUAACACCAGAUCCCAACACAAGCUAGAAACCAGCCUGGAAAGCUGAAUUUAACGACCGUUCUUUUGACUUUUACAGAUUUGUUUAGACUUUUCUGGAUGUUAGUGGCAGCUUUUGCUCCCUGUUAAUGACUUGCCUGCUUGCGGUGUCUCACUCAGGAAGGACAUUUUGUGUCGGCCUGUUUGAUGCGCCUUAUGGCAGCCAUAUGAGUCUUCCUGCGGGAAUUUGAUUUCCCCAGCAGUUCCUUUUCUAAUAUCAAGUAGUGGGUUAAGGUCGGACCACCCGUGAAUAAGCAGGGCUCAUAUCUCUGAACCUGCGGUGCCGAGCUCCAGCUAAUUAAUUGCGUGGUCGGAGUGACGAAUAUCAGUAGGGCCUACUUUAAAGAUCUGCGGUAGGAUUUUCCUCCGAGGUUUACACUGUGUACGUGUGGCUAUGGUAAGUGGUUAGUCAGGUCCCUCUGGCCACUGUGUUAUUAGCGUGAGGCUAACUCGGUUUCUGUGGCUCGCAUUGUGCUUAAUCGCUUGACAGCUCUUGGUUACUUUGUGGUUUGCCACUGCACCAACAACUCAGCAGCGAGUGUGUGCACAUGUAUGUGUCAGUGUGUGUUCAUGCGUCCAGGCAUGAGCGUGUCUGUUUGCUAAUGCAUGAUUUUGAAUACAUGUCUGUCCUCUAACGCCUGCAAACGAGAGCGCGCGCAUGAGUGUGUGUCUGUGUGUGUGUGUUAUUGGUGUCAUUACUCUGGUGCAGCAGCAGUGCUGAUUUGGAGCGGAGCUAAUAGGCCUCAUUAAAUGUCAUUUCGAGCUAAUAGACAGGGAGUGGCUGUUUAAACCAAUAUGCUUUUAUAGGUGGUUCUGUCUCCUUUCAGCUGCUCCUGACGGUGGCUGCGGCCAGCUGAGACAAACUUCCUGAGUGAUAAUAGCCGAGUCAUAAUAACACAAUAUACAAGGCUUUUCUAUCCAAACCCACUGUUCUCAUUAUACUUAAUUGAUGACAGACAAACAUAGGAGGUGACAAAAACCAUUGUGGCGUCACACAAACUGUGUCUUACUGUGGCAUAAUCCGGCGGUUCUUGUGUAUAACCGAGUGUUAGUGACGGGUGUGUGUUGUGUGUCAGUGGUGGAGGUUAGCGGUCAGGCUCUGGGCUCCCUGGUGUUUAAAUUCGCAGGGUCUGGGGUAUCUGGGCUCGGGGACAGGGUCGUGUUUUGGUUUGAUUUUGGUCAGGGUGUUAACAAGUGUAAGGAAGAGGCCCUGGUUACUUAUAGGUCUGCAGACAAUAUUAGCGGUUCAAGGGACCCGUCUGCCAAGCCAGACUCUUCCUGUGGCACACACAUGCUCAAACUCACAUGUAAUAAUUUGAGAUCUGCUGCUGUGCACGUUCACCAUAAUUGCUUUAAUAAUGGUGUUUAUUAUUAUUAAAGAAAAUUCAAUGUUAUGUAUUUAUUCAUAAAGUAAUAAAAAAAAUGCAGACAAAAAGCAGGAAGGAAAUCUUGAACUACUCGGAAAUAAAAAUCCCAAAUUUCCCUCAACAUGAAUUUUUAAAGCUGUAGGGCCCUCACACCAAAGCCAGGAUACAACCCGGACCCAUAGGAACUCAGGGUAGACUUUUCAGAGGAUCUGAGUCUGUGUUCCAGAUCGCAACAGUCGAGGAGUCUGCAAAUAUAUUCUCAGGAAAAACUAACUUGUGUGUGAAUCGAAUAAACUGAGGAAUUGGAUGGUCAAAAGAGGCAAAAUAAGGAUGAUUUAGGGACAACUGUCCAUUAAUGGGGGGAGGACUUCAGCUCAGACAUUAAUAAAGUGGAUUAUAGCGGCCCAAAUGUAAUCGAAUGAACGCAACGGAUAGCUUUCUUUGAUUUGGGUCAGGGGAAAAUUGUGUGGAUCUGAUUCUUGAUAUUAAAUUAAGAUGACUAAAGCAGCACUGUUCCACCGCCCUCACUUGAGUAUCAAAAUAAAAACCCUCCCAGACUGCGCAGACCCCACAGGUUUAACAUCUACUGACAGACUGCCAUGGAUGUAAAAUAUGAGCAGGAUGAAGUGGGGAGAGCAAAGCAGGAUAAGCUCUGAUUUAUCUGUAAUUUAAUGCCAUUAGAUCUGUGAACAUUCAGUGUCUAAUCCGGUUAAGGAUUUUAUGAAAGAAGUGGGUCUGAGUUAUGUAGAGUUAAAGCACAAAUCAAAAGCUUCCGUUUCCUCCCUCUGUCCACUGUGUCAAGCAUGACACCACUUUUCUUUAGACUCAAAGAAAGCUACAAGCUGCCGAUCGCAACUCAGCCCGAAGAGUUUAUUUCAACAUAUUGUAAAAUCUGGAAUUUAUGUCGCACCAGUUUUUAAGCUGUAGUCUGUUUUGAGAGGCUCCUAGAGGGAAACUGUCUGAAAUCAUCUGCAUUCAGAAUAGUUUUUAUAACCCAAUGAGAUAAAGAAAAACUUAAGAUAGUAGGGAUGGGAGAAAAUAUCGAUACAGCAUAAUAUCGCAAUGUUUUGUCUGGUGAUAUAUCGUAUCGACUCAUUAACCAAGUAUCAAUUUUUCAAAUUAAUUGCUAAUAUGAGGUCAAAUCUAUGAUAAUGGGAAAAUAAAAUCAACUGUUUGUCCAGUGAGGUUGGCAGAGGUGGCGUCAUUAAGCAGGAGAAAGUUAGUGCAACAAAUAUAAGAUUUGCAAGAUGUGCAACAUGAGAAUAAAAUACAGCGUAAAUAAAACAAACAAAGGAAAGCCAAAAUGUUAAAAAUUGCAAUAAUAUUUUAUCAUGUCCCAAGUAUUGUGAUGAUAUCGUAUUGUGUGGCCACUAGUGAUUCCUGCCCCUAUUAAACAGUCAUUGCUAUGUAUCCAACAUGCUUUGUACACUUCUUCAAGAGCUGUCCUUAAGCAGAUAAAACACUGUAACACAAUAAAACACUGAUCUAUGCUUUUUCAACCCGUUAAUGGGUCGCAAAUUCCACUUUUCAGUGACAAAAUAGAUCAUAAAUGUGUUUUUUAUGCCAAAUUUUGUUUUAGUGUUUCACACCUGUCAAUGUAAAUAGGCAGAUAAGUGGUUAGGGUGACCAUACGUCCUCUUUUACCCGGACAUGUCCUCUUUUGGGGGGCUGUCCGGCCUUAUCCAGCUUUGUCCAGAGAAGUUUAUUAAAUUCUUCAAAUUUUGGGGGGUUUUGUAUAGAAGUUUUGUGUUUGUGUUGCAUGGAUUUACUGAGUUAGAAGUGCGUGAAAAACACUUGAUCUGACCCGGGAAAACUCCCAAAUUUACUAUGCAUGGCUCCGCUCCCACGUAGUUGGGUCCUCUUUUUGGGGAUUCAGAAUAUGGUCGCCCAACUAGUGGUGUUUCGUACAAACACCUAAGCGUCAUCUGCAAAGAAUUAAAUAAUGAUUUUGAAUUCUUCUAAAUUGUUUCUAUGAAAGAAAGCUGCUAGCAUAAAACAAUAGUGGGCUAAGGUCAGAGCCUUGUGGCACACCACAAGUGAAUUAGGUGGUUAGAAGAUGAUCCUAAUGCGGCAUCAAGCUCUAGAUUUGAUUUCUACUAAAAAUACCUCAGACAAACAAUUACAAACAUAACAAAUUUAUGUAAGUGGCUGCUAAGCUACCUUCUAUUACUCUUAUUAAUAGACUGACAUUCUCAGGGAUGGGCGGGGAGCAGCAUGAGUAAGUGAGAUGCCUUUGUUAAUAUGUCGGUCAUGACAACACCAAGAGGCUCGCAAACGGUGUCAUCACACACACAUGCCAUUACAUGCAUAUGAAGGGUAUCAUUACCUGCUGCAAGACCUGGUUUUGUUUCUUACAGCAAACAUUUAUACUGUGUGUGUUAAACGCUACCGUACCCGCCAACAUCAUUAAACCGUACCGCACUAUGUCAAUCAGCUUUAAUUGUCCUUUUUAUUGUGUAAAGUAAUAUGUUUGAGGAUUAUUAUGCCUUUUGAGGCCUUCAUUAAGCGUCAUUUCCAAAGCAAAGAAUAUAAUUUGAACAGAUUCCAGAUAAUUAAAGAGGAAUUCAGAAGAUUCAAAGCCCUUUUCUCUUUUUCACAGACAGAUACACACCCACACCUUUUUGCGGUCGUCUUUCAUUUGAAGUAGCUUUUAACAAUGGGAGCCGGACAAAUAAAAACUCACCCAAACAUCAGGAGGAAUGAAAAGAGGGAGGGUGGAAGAGAGAUGAAGAAAAAGAAAGAAAAAAAAAAAAGACUGCAGGCUUUUCCAAAGGCAGUCAGUAAGUUGCAUGUCUUAUGAAGUCCCUUGAAGAGGUGCCAAGUCCUUUACAACGCAAAGAAACACAAAGUCAUGGAGUGGGAGGGAGAAACAGAGAUCAAGACAGCAGCAGAAUAAAAAAAAGAGAGGAGAGGAGAGGGAGACAGACAAGGAGGAUCGUUGUGAGCUUGUUGGCCCUGCGCUGUUGUAAAAAACAUCUCGGAGAUUUUCCCUCAUUUUCUGAUCAAAACACUUCAGUGUGAGGUUGAGGUGCGAAGGGAGUCCGAGUGAAAAACCACACACAAGCCAAACUCUUUGUGCUCUUUAAACCUUGUACAAUAUGGCACGAGUGUGUGUGUAUAAUGUGUUUUUGUGUUCAAUAAAUGUUUCGCCUUUGGGAAUUAUUGUGUAUGUCUGUGUGUGUGUGUAUGAGUGUGUGUGAGUGUGUGUGUGUGCCCUUCCCUUGCCUGGCUUGCUUCCUCCAGGCUGGAACGCAUGGACCACACAGACGGCUGGCAGCCCUCCACGACAGCCUGGCUCCCCCCUUUUUUCUCUCCGUCUCCUUCUCUCCUUCGCUCGCCGCCUCAUCUCCCACACCGCCUCCUCCUUUUCUCUCUUUUUCCUCUUUUCCCCUUCCUUUUUUCUAUGGUUCUGUUUUUAUUAUCUCCCCUCUUCUCUCCUACCUCUCGCUCCCUUCUCCAUUUAUACCAGACCCCCAUGGUAGACGGGCGUCUGGCUGUCACCCACUCAGCGCUUUUCCUCUCGGGCCACGCUCUGCCAGUUUCAGAUUGCCACCUGAAAUAAUUCAUUGUUUCUGACCGCUCACAAAAACAACACGGCCAGUGUGAGGGCUCCAAAUAAAAAAGUGAAAUAUGGACCCAGUGUAUUCAUUCAUCGGCUUUACUGGCCGUUCCAGUCGGGGAUGACUGACACACUCAUACACACUCACAAACACAGACUGGCUGAUUCAACCCAGGCUCCGUGAGCAUGAGGGGUUUUCUGAAUCAGCCCAAAAGAUACAUUCAUCCAAUCUCACCCAGUGAUCAUAAACCAGACUGAAGGGCUUCAAGGGCAUGACGUGACACCGAAUUUAUAAAUUAUCCCAUUUAUUCAGGAUUUUUCUGGCGCUGCACUUUUUCCUCACAUGUCCCUUAGUCAGCCAGCAGGCAGGAGGACUUCCAACUGAUGAGUGUUUAGUGAUAGCCGAAACCUAAUGUGUUUGUGAGGGGAGGAGGCUCUUUGAAGGAAUAAAUCACAUUUCUGAGACAUGAGAGCGUACUCGACUUUCAAGUCUGCGCCCCCGUGAUUUUGUCGAAGCGAAAGCCAGGAGAUGUUAGCUUAGAUUUGCACAAAGACUGGAAGUCAGGAAAAAGCCGGCCUAACUUUGUCCAAAUGGAACAGAAUCUUUUAACCUGUGAGGCUAACGCUCAGAGCUAGCUUUAGCUCCAUAUUUGGCCUACAGACAGAUGCUUAAUCUUAGCAAAUGAGUAGUUUUCCUUUAAAAUUAUUACUACUUUUAUCCAUCCAGUUGGUGCUCCUUUUGUAAAAAACAAAACAAACCAAUGCAUUACCGUAAAAAACAAAAAAAAGCCCAGGUAUUUCAGGAAUAUUUUCAGCCGGUACAUAUGAGGGAACAGCUAACCAUCCGUCAAAGAUCUCUGUGCUUAGGCUCAGAUCCAAUCUAAUGCUGCCAUUAAUUACAGAGGACUUAUAUUCUGUUUGCCUACUUGCUCUUACUAACUGUUAUCAGAUCAGCAGGGGCAAGUUGAAUCCAGACUCAUGUCUCUUGGACGGCUGAAAUAAUACUAUUCUAGGAUCAGUGUGCAACUGCGUGAUUAGAGAUACUAUCUAUAGAGGCGUUAUCUAAUCAUAUUAAUCUUUUUUUCGUGUGUGUGUUAGCCGGUGCUGCGUGUGCAACCCAAACAGCGUUUUGCAUGCUGCAUGUGUGCAAACGCACAUGAUUGCAUGCGCAGACGUGUGCUUGCAUAUGUCCGUUCUCGCAUGUGUGCGUUUUUCUGCGUGUGUUUCCGUGUGUGUGCACGACUCGCUCACAUCUGGUCUGAAUCUGUCCAUGUUUCCGGCCGCUGGCUGGGCAGGGAAGUGGCAGGCGCUAUCGAAAAUCUCCGCUGUUUUCACAGGGAUGAUGGGAAUCUCAGGGACUUUCCCUACGGCAGUGAAAUCAUCCGCCUUUCCCGCUCCUUUAAAUACCCCCGGCUCAUUCCUCCGCCCAGCUAGGGUUCCGAUAAAACAGCUGAGACGUCUUGUGUUUGGCAACAGUUGUCCUCUAAAAGGUGUAAUUAACUCAUGAAAAACUGUAUUUACUGUCAAAGCUUGCUAAACUAAUGGACUUGAGGUCGAGCUGUUUGGAGUGUAAAUUGGACCUUUAUGUGGUGGUUUGAAUGCUGCAUCCCCUGUCCAAGGAAAAAUACAUCGGUUUCCUGUAAACUGAGUUGCAUCCAUAGGUGUUUGACAGCAUUUAAACCUCAAAUCCUGCACCAGUCGAAGUCAGCAGUGGCUGUCUUUAUUUCCUGUGUAAAUAUACAGAAUAUGCAUUCAUCUGUAUUUUGAGAUCUAAACUCUAAAAACUCCCGUUAUUUUAAACUCUUUCUAACUAUUUCACCAUGCGCUGUCCUCUGCACUCAGCACUCUUUAAACAGCCCGAGUCUCCUGACUGGUUCAGACCCAUCCAGAGCUCUUAAUUUACUGGUCAUCAGGGUCUCUUCCUCUCCACGCGCCGCCUUCCCCCCUCCCCCUCUCUCGUGUCUGUCCCACUCUGUCUCCCCUCAUCUCCCUCCUGGUCUCCCAUUGCUAUUUAUUCCCAUCACUAGGAGACGGGGGCUGUGCACAAAGCCCGCACUGUGUCCCGAGGCUUUUUUAGAAUAGAAAUUCGGUCUGUUGAAAAUGGAAACGCUAUGAUUGACUGGGCACAGCUUGCACAGAGAGAUGAGGAAUGCCAGCGAGAGGCACAAAUUAUCCUCAGAAAUGAUGGAGCAAUAUUAUUAAUGAAAUACGGCCAUGAAUUAUGUUAUAAAACCAGAAACUUCAAUAAGCCAGAGGAGCCGAUAUUAGCCGCGUUCCAGAGCUACUAUGAACAGAAGCGGAUGAUGAGAUUGUCUGAUUAUUUUGAACGCCUUGAUGCCAGUCCAGUAACGUCACUGUAAUAAAAAGCCACGGCCCGUCUGACUGUCAGUGGCAGCAUUUUCAUUCUUAAAUUAUAGCCGAGCAGCACUCCAAACUUUAGUUAAAAGUUACUUAAAGAUAAAUUAGUUUUUUUUUCGCAUUUGCAAUAGUGGGAAAUAGAGCAGCUAGAUGCUGCAUGCGUCCGCAGAGGUAGAACCUGGUCUUUAUUACACAUGUUAGACUAUUUGUCAACAAAGACCCCCUGCGAGGACGCUCCCUUUGGUCUUUUUAAUCCCAAUUCGAUUACACAAAUGAUGAUUAUGUUAAGAUCUCCUCUUAUCUUUCUCUUAGUAACAGCCAUGAAGCGCCAUAGAUGUAGUGCCAGCUCUUUGUUCCCAUGCAGCGCAGGCAGAAGGCAGGUUGGGCAGGAUUCUGAAGCAGCUCUCUGUUUCUGUCUGAGCCAACUGGAGCGCUGCCAAGCACAGCAGGAGCUUCUACUCUCCUCUGUUUGAUAUUUACUUUACCGCCUUUACAGGGGAACUAGUGCAAGACCAGACAGACGCACUGAUACAGAGCUGUGUCAGUGGCAAAGGGGACUGUGUGUGAGUGUGCACAGGCCUUUCCUUCUACCCCGCCUUUGCUAAACUAGAGCAGACUACACCUGGGCGUCUGGAUAGGUUUUUCGCCGUAGUGACAGUACCGCUGGCGAAGAGACAUUUCUCGCGUUUGCGUGCACUGUCGAAGAAUAGAGAGUUACAAGCCUGGAAAAGUGAUGUGAACGCAACAGGGGGUGAAGAGUGUGUAACAUAAUAAGCAGAGGAAUGCAGGAAAGGAACAGGUAUAACAUAUUUGGCAUAGGUCUAGAUUCCUGCGGGGAUAAUUGGGCAAUGGCGUGAGAGCAUGUGUUUACCUGAGGAAGAAGCCUCAGGUUAAAACUACAAAUACGAGCAACUUCUCCCACUCACAAUCACCCUGUCUGAACUCUCUCUUUCUCUCAUGCCAGGUGAUUCGAUAUAAUUGCCCUUUCCUAAUUAGCAGGAUGUAGCAUCCCAUUCCCAAGAGCCUCUGUACCUCCUCUUUGUUUUGGAGCACACGCUGUGUUUACCAAGAAAGGCAUGGCAUACAGAGGAACUGAGUCAUUAAAUGUCCAUUAUAAAAAAAAAGAACUGACAAACUGUAUUCGGAGAGAACAGCAAACAAAUGGAGAACAUCAAUCACACAGAAGGGCACAGUUAGAGACUUAUUCAACGUCGGACAAAAACGCUGUUUGCAUGCAACAUCACGGCGCUAUUAAAUGUUAUCAUCAAAUAAAUUUUCUGUCUGAACGCAGCCUGGAGGACAUCGGUAAUUGGUGCGACUCCUCACCAAUAAAACUCUGUGUUCUUGUGUCCUCAGGGCAUCGGCAGAAACUGGAAGACCCUCCCAAAGCCGGCCUCUUCUCGGACCGUCUCAGCGAGCUGGAGAGGAUGAGGGUGAGGGUGGCUGUCCCCACUCAAGGCCCCCGACCGACUCUCAACACAGCGGCCAACUCCUUCAACCCGCAGGGGCAGACGCAGAUAACAGGUGAGCGGCAGAAUCUCGGCUUUUUAUAGUCGGCCCAGACAAGCGCUGAUUUAAGCACCAUGGAGUAUCCUAGAGGUGGAUUUCAAAGAAUGGAGCAUCUAUCAUAAUUUGGGUCUAUGCGUCUUUAACACGCAGUAGGUUAUUCCUUUAACUACGACACAAGCCCCCCUUUUCUGGACUCGGUCCUAAACGGUAUCACUGCAGCCUGAGUCACAAACCGAGCAGCAUUUACAGUACACGAGGUGAAAUAUCAAACCUCAGCUGGAGCCGGCGCACAUCCUGAUAGGACCACAAAACGCUCAGCGCUGUACGUUUCAUUAACACCGAGAUCAUCUGUCUCUCUCUCUCUCUCUGCUCCGUCACUCUAUCAAUCCCCAAGUAACACCAUCUCUCACGGUUCGGUAUGGCUGCCACCCGAUCGCCCACACCGCCGCAGGCUCGCAGCGGGUCAUCGCUUAGUUCUUAGUUACUCUCUGGCACGGCUUCGUCGUGUUUCUCGGGGAAUCAUUUGAGGGACGAUUAAACAGCGUGGCAGCGAGUUGGAAGGGAGCGAAGAUGAGCUGCAAAUUGGAACUGCUUUUCGAGGAUUCGUUUCAGAUGAAGCGUGAACUUUGACUAUCAGAAGAACCGGAGUAGCUGUUUUUCCACUUUCUCUUUAAAGCUCCUGUAAGGAACUUUUUUUUUUUUGCGUCCCCUAGUGGACAAAGUAUUCUUAGCUCAUCUUACCCUCAUUAUUGUUUAGUCGUGUCUUCUAUGAAUGCAGAAUUUUGACACUCACAUAUAUAGUUUACCGUGUUUUGCGUGGAAAUUGUAAAAACAGGGUUGUUUCUUCAGAUGUUCGGCUAACAUCUACGCCCUCAGACAAGUUUAAGGCAAUAAAAAUUACAAUCUAAAAAUUGUCAAUCCUGUCGCUAAUGAUCUUGUUUGUUUCUGUUGAUUAGAAAAAUCUGGUUACAUAAACGUGAAAAUACUCCUCACAGGAGCUUUAAGCCAACUGUUUAGUGAGCGAUAUCGCUCUAUCACUUUUUCCUUUAAAAUAUAAAGCUCAACAUUUUAUCUUUAUUAGAUAAAACUUGACUAAAGCAUUUUAUUUCAGCUACUUUUGCUUUACUUUUUGGGGCUUUUUAUCUCAUUUAGAUCAGACAGCUUCAGAGAAACAAAAGAGCAGGGUGGAGAUAGAAAAUUUUAGUUACUUUUACCAUUUUUUUAUCAUUUUUUCACCAUCCUAACAAUCUUUUCAUCCUUUUUAAGGUUUAUCAUUAUCUUAAUGCUUCUUUACAUCUUUUUUUUUAAACUUAAAGCUCCUGCAGAAACUGACUGAUAUUGAUAUUAUUGCCUCUUUAUGAGUUACGGAAGCAACUUUUGAUUGAUAAACUCUUUUUUCCACAGGGGGGCGCCGAAAUCAACACAAACUUUAAGUUCCUCACAGGAGCUUUAAAUUGUUUUGACUUCUUAAACACGCAUAAUUGAACAAUUUGACCUUAAAUUUAGGUGAACCGUUUCGCCUGUUUAGCUCUUUUCCACUGACUCAUCGAGUAAUCUCGCUCAUCUUUCAAUCACAACACGCUUAAGAGCUGCCACUUACUCAAUAUAACUGCUGAGUUGAACUUCUCCUACUUAGAAGUAAGCCAAAUAGAGAUUACACGGUACACAAUCAUGAGAAAAUAUCCUCCAAAUAUGUGUCUCUGGUUGCGAAGGACACAACUUUUAAGCUUUGCAGUACUGACACACAAACACUGAAGUGUGUGCGGCGGUUAUUUUCCUGGUUGUGCGCUGGUGUGUUUACGCCCUGGGUGUGCGCCAGCGAGGCUCUCUGUGCCUCAGCUGUGAGCACAAUGUUUUAUAAGGCAAACAGGAAGAUCUUCUCUCUGAAGGUAAACAUUAGAUGUGUCAUUAUGGAGGAUGUUGCAUAACGCGCCCAACUGAUACUUACCUCUAAACACAAGCACAGAGAAACACACACACGCACUAAUAAUGUCUACUACAGUUGUUGUGAAUGUUUUUGUGAACUUGCUGCCCUUUAAAGUGAAAAAAAAAAAUCAGGCCGUUUGAAGCAGCUGAUGGGCCUUUUGUAAUUUAUUCUUUCUUUUCCUCUCUUUCCUCUGUUUUUCUGGGCUCUUUUUUUCUUCUUCCUCCCUCCAUUCUCCCCAUCAGACCCUCGUCAGUCCCAGUCCUCUCCUCCCUGGUCGUAUGAACAGACGUACCCGUCCUACCUGAGUCCCAUGGCGUCCCCCUCAGUCCACUCCACCACCCCCCUCUCCUCCAGCCGAGGCACGGGCCUGCCUGCCAUCAGUGACGUGCCUCGACGAUUGCCAGGUAGAACAACUCGCUCAGCCGAUCCAGAUGAAACACUGAAAGACACAAACUCAUGAACGCGAGGAGCGGGGACACGCAGUCCGACCGUUUCCUCCAGGAGCGGUUUGGAUGGCGUGGAUGACAGUGUAGGAAAAACGAUUGUUUCCUUUUUUCCUCGCUCUAAGCCUUUGAUCCCAGAGGACUAUGGGUAAUAACAGGCCCAGGGAUAAUAACAGGCUCGUGACUGACAAAUAAAGUGUCUUUAUAGCAAUAGGCCGCUCACACAAGGAAUUCUGGGUAAUUGCAUUAGCCAGUCUGUUUGCCAUAACGGCAGCAUCUGUGUUCCAAUUUGUCUCUGUUUCCCCCUCCCCGAUGUGAAAGCUCCUUUAAACUCCCAACUCGCCGCCAGACAAGUUUCUCCCCCGUACACCUGUUUGACUCGCUGCCAUGAGUUUUUUUUUUUUUUAUCCUCUACCUGCUUUUUUUCCCUCCUGUUUUCCUGUGCUGCACCCUCCUCUGUGUGUGUGUAACUGUGUGUACGUGUGUGCCCCGAGCAGGGGUGAGUGAUUACGCUUCGCGGGCCGUGUGACUCUGCAUUAGAAAGGGUUUAAAAUCCAGCCAGCUGCCUUGUCAGCUUUGAUUAGUUUGGUCUUCCCCCUCCAGCUUUCAUCUCCCGAGCGUCAGGCUUUGUUCUCCCGGUGACACACGUACAUGUGCGAGCACGCUCACGAGCGUAAACACAGGCCCGAACGUGCUCGCCUCCCGCUCUUUCGCCCACAUGCACACCUUGAGCGUUUAAUGCCUCUUAAGUGAUGUGACUAAGGCUCUCAGAUCUCUGGAGAUCAUGUUGACACCUCGCCAGACUUCGCUGUAACAGUAUCCAGCCGCAGAACAUACCGACAAGUACAAGCAGAAGCUGAUAUGGAUGCUGGAGUGCAAACUCGGCCCCCGUCGCCCCGCGCCCCCUCCGCUUCCUCACACCUUCGUACAAACCGGCUCAUGUGUUGAAACGUCGCAGUUGCUAAGAAGCGGUUGCAAAAGUUCAUCAGUCAAGUCAAACACCUAAUUCGGAAGUGAUGCUCCAGAGUUUGUAGGACCCUUCCAAAUAUUUAGACAGAGUUCCACUCUGGUUUCAUUUAAACUAAUAAAGCUGGAUCUGGCUCAUCAUCACAGGGCCCCUUUGAGAGCUAAAAUAGGUCCAAAUGUUAAAAGCAGGAGUCAGGAGUUUAUUGAACAGCGCCGGUCAUGUCUGAGAUCACACUGCUCCUCCACAGCGGAGACAAUCACCUACUAUUUCUAUUAGAGUCAAACGGAUCUUGUGGAAAGAGGAAGUUUAAAGGCUUUAAUUGGCAGCAUAUGCUAUCUGACGCUAGCGACGAUCCGGCUUCGCAAUUCCUCCCUACGCAUAAACACUGCGUUUCCCCCCCCUCUCCUCUUCCCCGCCACCCCCUGUCCUCUCACAGCAGACAUGGUGACACGGAAGACGCCUGGUGAUUUAUGAUAAGAGCGCCAUGGCUGGACUAAACCACUGAGAGGAGACAGGAGGGGAGGGGAGAGGAGGAGAGGAGGGGGGAGACCUCCUAUUCUCCUUAAACUCUGCGCCCAGCGCAAAGCUCGCCGCAGCCAGUUAGUGGUUUCUGGGUAUUUUUUAAGGGAUGAAGCGAAGAGAGGAGCGGAGGGUGAGAUGGAGCAGCUCCUUCUCGGCGCUCUCUCUCUCUCUCACUCACUCGGCCGGGGCGCGCGCACACUGGGACACACACGUACACACACACGCUGGAGCCGAUGGGAGGCGAGGAGAGGAGCCACAUCAGAGCUCAGCCCUGCCUCAUUAUGGAUCUCAUGGAAACUGUUUCUGCUCAAAGUGUUUCCACAUGUGCAGCUCCUGAUUCAUCCCAACUGCUUUUUUAUGUGCAUACAGUAUUCACACACAUACACCCACCCACACGUCGUAUGCGCACACAUAUUCAUAAACAGUUAUAUACAGAUACACAUGAACGCGGGCCAACACACACACACGCAGAAACAUAAAUAUGCAGAGGCGUAAACAUAUUGCUGUAUGGGACUUUGCUGAUGUGUUUGUUAACUUUAUCAAACCCGAAGUGAAAAACAGCUCUGAAUGGAGUUGAUGGAUAUAACAAUAUUUACAGAAUAAUGUCGCUGCAUGUCUGCGCCCACAAUAACCCCUCAGCUAAAGCCUGCUCCUAAUGAGCUAACACACAUAUCUGGCUUCGAAAACGUUUGAUUACAUACAAUUUGGUUUACUACUGUUUCGUCUCUCAGGGGACGUAUUUGUUUAAUUCAAUUACAGAGCGCAAGAGGGUUUUUAAGAGUCUAAAUAAAACGACAUUUCCUAGAAGCAGGACGCAGAAGGGUUAAGAGGAAGGAAGGAAGCUCGAUUCCUGGAGGUCGUUUUUGUUUUUAAAUGUUUAAAAGAAGCACUUAAAUUGGCUUUUUCACAUCGAGACUGUUUGACUUUGUCAGGAACUUCUAUUUCAACAAAAUUAAAUUGACUAACUUAUAAAAUGCUCUUAUUAAGAUUAUGGCACUUGUCAUGUUAGAGUCGCUGUUGACACGGUUGGAUCAAUCUAAUAAUCAGAGCAAAAACGGAAAUCAUAAGUGCACCGUCAGGAACCACACUGACAGUCAGAUCCUCUUCCAAUCAUGUGAGAUUUAGUAAAUUCUCAUUUUGACAUGUUUUUCCCUGCACAAAAAAUAACGUCAGGCAUGUCCUGACAUUAGGCCUGGGCAGUUUGGCAAAAAAAAUGAUCACGAUAUAUUUUUUCAUAUCGACGGAUCUCGAUUAUUAUCACAAUUUGUUGUUAAACUGCCAGUUUUAAAGCAUCUGUGCUAAAAACUGAAGAAACUAGAGAUUAGUUCAACAUUUUAUUAAGCAGAUCUGUUGUGUUAACGGUUUUUGAGGGUAACGACCGCCGACAUACCUCACACAUCGGCGUAAUUUCUCGACGUCACUUUGGAGAUACCCGAACUGCUGCACAACCGACGUUAAAUAAUUUUCGUUCUCAACAAUAACAUCUUCAGAGGAUGACGUUUAGCGUUUAGCUUCACAUUCGGUCAUUCUGUUUACUUCUGUGGCAACUUACAGAAGCGAGCAGGAAAAGCUCGACUCUGAUUGGCUGUUGUGACACACGUUUCCGCCAUGAUUGAUCACAUAAAUAUGCUCACAGAUGAUCACCGUGAUCGAACUGAAAUUUAUCACGAUCAUAUGAUCGCCCAGUCCUACCAGACAUGUGAGAUCAGUUCAGUAUAGAUGUCUGUCAGGGGUAUACAAAACUACAAAACUAUUAUAAUCAAUAUUUUUAUGGAUAAUGAAGCCUAAUAAGGUAACCUAGAGAUGAGAACCAACUUGGAUGAUAGAGAAUUGUUUUUAGUGUGAUUUACAGCUGAUUUGAGACACGGGUCAAAACUGACCCUUAACAUAGUGGGUGUGUAGUAAAAGCUAACACAGAAGGAAGGUUAUAGAAGUUUAUGUUUCUAUGUUUCUGUGUCCGUAGGUUCGUCAGAUCUGAGUCCUUUCCCGGGUCAGUUCGAGCGUCAGUUCCCGGGACUCUCCUCCCUCACAGAGACUCGCUUCUCCAGCCCCCGCAUGCACUACCCGGCCACCUUCACCUACACCCCGCCCGUCACCUCCGCCAUGUCGCUCGGCAGCGCCCACUACCACACCUACCUUCCGCCUCCAUACCCGGGCUCCACCCAGAGCCAGAGCGGACCCUUCCAGACCAGCAGCACGCCCUAUCUCUACUACGGCGCCUCGUCCGGCUCGUACCAAUUCUCCAUGGUUCCCGGCGGGGACCGUUCGCCAUCCCGGAUGAUCCCGCCUUGCACUAGCGCCUCCACGGGCACCUCUCUGGUGAACCCCAACCUGCCCAGCCAGACGGAGGGUGGGGUGGACGGGGACGGAAGCCACAGUAACUCCCCGACUGUUCUCAACCCUGGAGGCCGCAUGGAUGAAGCAGUCUGGAGGCCAUAUUGA